CCGAAGAAAGGCUAGUACUGGGUUUCCUGUGCAUCCCGUGGAAAAGAACGCAUGUCCAAGUGUAGCAAGACGGGCUCUUACCAAAUCACAAGCCUUACCAAACCACAAACCUUUCCAAAUUAACAGCUCCCUUUCCCCUGGAAACCUGCGUAAGGAGGUUCCCGCCCACUUCCGCCCUUUGCAGUCAGACCGACGGCCUUAGUCCCAAAGCUCCCACGUGAACGCGCCCAGAAAAAUCAGAUACCAGAGAUACCAGAGGCACAGGGCUUGGUUUUUGAUCAGCUGGUGGGCAAAGGCCUCCUUGGAAGAUAACACUCCCCUCGUGAGGGCAAAGCGAAGCGCCGGGAGAGGCCUGCGGGGUGGGGCCUGAGCUGUGCCCGCCCCACGCGCGCGCGCUUGCGUCACUAAGCUGCGUCCAGGUUCUCGGCGGCUGCUCUGGUGCGGGCGGAGGUGCUGCCGAAGGCUGUCCCGAGGUAGACUCCUCUUGGCUCUCCCGAGGAGGAGGCGGCGCCCACUGCAGUCCCGGAUGCACGAACUUCCCGCGGGACGUCGCCGGAGGCGGUGGCCGUGUGCGCGCAGGAGCGAGCUGCCCGCGUGCGGGUGUGAGCCGGCCCCCGGGUCGCGUCCCGGAGGGAGCCGCGUCGCCCGCCGGCCUGCGGCUGCUCGAAGGUAGCUACUUCCUGUAAGCGAGCUCGGGAGCUGAGCUGCGAGCAGUCUUGGCCGUGUUGGACGGAGACGGGCCCCAGGGGCGACUUUCUUUUUCGCGUUGUUCCGAGGUGGACGCAGCUUCCCUUAGUGAGCCGCAGUGAGGAAGUCCAUGGGUGGAACUACUCUGCCAUGGUUAAAUACUUUAAAUGGGAAUAAAGGAUAGCAUUUCCAAGAAAAUGAGAAUGAAUAAGUCGUCUCUAUUUUUUAAAAGAAAGACCACAUUAAGCUCACAUAUUUGAAGACUGUAUCAUCCUGUCUCCAGUACAAGCAGUUUUUCUCUGUUCUGUGAUCAAUGUCACUCACAGGAACUUAAGUAACAAACGAAAUGAGCCUGGGGCGUGGAAAAUAUGACUUUUAUAUUGGUCUGGGGUUAGCUAUGACCUCCAGCAUUUUCAUUGGAGGGAGUUUCAUUUUGAAGAAAAAAGGCCUUCUGCGACUUGCCAGAAAAGGUUCCAUGAGAGCAGGUCAAGGUGGCCAUGCAUAUCUUAAAGAAUGGUUGUGGUGGGCUGGACUGCUGUCAAUGGGAGCUGGUGAAGUGGCCAACUUUGCUGCAUAUGCAUUUGCUCCGGCCACGCUAGUGACCCCACUAGGCGCACUCAGUGUCCUCGUAAGUGCCAUUCUGUCUUCAUAUUUCCUAAAUGAAAGACUUAAUCUUCAUGGGAAAAUUGGGUGUUUGCUAAGUAUCCUAGGGUCUACAGUUAUGGUCAUUCAUGCUCCAAAGGAAGAGGAGAUUGAGACCUUAAAUGAAAUGUCACAUAAGUUAGGUGACCCAGGUUUCGUGGUUUUUGCGACAUUUGUGGUCAUUGUUGCCUUGAUAUUCAUCUUUAUAGUGGGACCUCGACACGGACAGACGAACAUUCUUGUCUAUAUAACAAUCUGCUCUGUGAUUGGAGCGUUUUCAGUCUCCUGUGUGAAGGGUUUAGGCAUCACCAUCAAAGAGUUGUUGGCUGGAAAGCCUGUUCUGCGGCACCCCCUUGCCUGGAUUUUGCUGCUUAGCCUUGUGGUCUGUGUGAGCACACAGAUUAAUUACCUAAACCGGGCUCUGGACAUCUUCAACACUUCCAUUGUGACUCCAAUCUAUUAUGUGUUCUUUACAACUUCAGUUUUGACUUGUUCAGCUAUUCUUUUUAAAGAAUGGCAAGAUAUGCCUGUUGAUGAUGUCAUUGGGACUUUGAGUGGCUUCUUCACAAUCAUUGUGGGGAUAUUUUUGUUGCAUGCUUUUAAAGAUGUCAACUUUAGUCUAGCAAGUCUGCCUGUAUCUCUUCGAAAAGAUGAAAAGGCAGUGAAUGGCAAUCUCUCUAAUAUGUAUGAAGUUCUUAAUAAUAAUGAAGAAGGCUUACUCUGUGGAAUUGAGCAUAAUGGUGAAAAUAUCUCCCGUAGAAAUGGAAAUCUGACAUCUUUUUAAGGCUAUGAUUGAAAAGCUAACCUAUAAUUCUGUUAUAAAGUGAUUUAAAAUGAGUAUCAGAAUGUAUCUGAAAAAAACUGUCCUCAAAUAAUGUCCUCUAAAGACAAUCUUUUUUAAGUUUCCACUAAUUUGGAUCAAGAAAUUACUUUUCUUAUAUUUAAACAAUGGUAGCUCACUAAAAUGACCUCAGUACAUGGCUAAUUUCUAAUAACAUUGUAUUAUUAUAAAGGUAUUUUUAUUCAUUCUCCAGAAAUCGAAAUGCACUAAUGACAAAUUUAAACCUAUAAAAAUGUUUUAUUUUUUUCAUUGGUGAUGAACAUUAAAAUGUAUAUUGUAAUCCCAUCCCAUCAAUCCCUCCUCAUACUAAGGCUUGUUGACUAUAAAUAUAUAUGUGUGCGUAUGAGAUUCCAAGAAAAUAAUUCUCAGGUGGUGUUUUGUACCCAAACAUCUGGUUUCCCACUCAAACUUGAUGGCCUCCUUUUUGGAAAACACCACUGUGCUGUAGUCAGUACUUGCUAUGUCCAUAGUGACUAGAGCUCUGCAUCAUCUAGCGUGAGCUCUUGGACCCUUCCAGUGUAUGUUUAUAGUGGGUUAGUUGUUAUUCAGCCUUUAACAACUCUGGGAUGUCAAGACAACUUCUGUGGUUUGUUUAGAAACUUGGCUUGAAUGAAAUGACAUUAGAACAAAGUCCUGAUUCUGAUUCCAAAUGCUUAAAUUUAAAAUGUUUGUAAAAUGCGGUCUCUGAACCAAGAGGUUUAUUUUGCUUAAGAGUUUGAACCUUACACAUUUGGUUUUUUAGAAACUGUGAAAAGUGUUUAUAAAAAAAUGCAAAUAGUACAAAUGCAAAAAGUACAAAAAGCAAGGCCAGUGUAAGGAGUACUCUCCAGCUUCAGACCUGCCUACUUCCGAGUCAUGUGUUGGUCUAAAAAAAAAAAAAAUCACUCUCCAUCUGACCAGCAAAUGACAGAACUGAGGUUUGGGCCUAUACCUAUUUCCUGUUCCUUCCUAUGAUUGCAUAGUGACUUUGUACUGGUUUUGUGGGGGAAAAUUUUUUUUUUGGGGUAGCUUUAUUAUCACCACUCUAAAGAGCCCUUACCUUUUUUUUCUCUGACUGCCUCUUUCUGUGUAACUCCUUUUUGGCCAAAUACUGAGCUACAUUUCCAACCUUCUUAUAUAACUUAAAUGCCAGAGAUAAUAGGACCUCUCCCACCCCCAGAUAUAUUGUAUCUGUUUUAUGUACUGUUAUCUAUCUUAUUUUGCACAUAAAAAGCCAAUGUUCAUUCCCUUGGGGAUGAAACAUUUCCUCUUUGAGAAUGUGGGUGUGUACGUACAACACUUUAUAUAUAUAUAUAAUCUUGUAGGUAAACAUUUUAUUUGGCCUAUCAAUUGGUAAUACAGUUAUUGACUUUUAAAAUCUACACUUCAUAGGUUCAGUACAGAUGCCAUUAUGACUGACUAUUCAUAUCAACAAAAAUAUUUUAGGUAACUUUUUGAUAAAUAGGCUUGUUAAAGAUGUAAUUCAGGUUUACAGUACAGCAGAAUAGUACUUGUGUUUUAUUUUCUGUGUAAAAUAAAGCUCAAAGCUUUUAGACUUUGUUUCCCA
Messenger RNA from Meriones unguiculatus (Mongolian gerbil), 3716 nucleotides. It is a transcript of the gene Nipa2, whose product is annotated as NIPA magnesium transporter 2. NCBI's taxonomy places the organism in Eukaryota, Metazoa, Chordata, Mammalia, Rodentia, Muridae. Gene Ontology annotation, cellular component: membrane. The transcript is spliced from 7 exons. Gene Ontology annotation, biological process: magnesium ion transport. The record is from RefSeq and is a predicted model, not a curated record. Gene Ontology annotation, molecular function: magnesium ion transmembrane transporter activity. The coding region runs from base 1034 to 2113 and encodes 359 amino acids.